Ostertagia ostertagi is the source of this 1461-nucleotide messenger RNA. NCBI's taxonomy places the organism in Eukaryota, Metazoa, Nematoda, Chromadorea, Rhabditida, Trichostrongylidae. The record is from the annotation of a GenBank genome assembly.
GCUGUAGUGAAAAAAGCAACAGCUCCAUCCGGUGCAAAGAAGGAAGUGGCCAACCAGAAUAGCCCUGAGAAAAAUGAGAAGAAAAAAGAGAGUGGCGAAGAAGCAAAGAAUGCGACCAAAAAUGAUAGCGUCGAAAAAGUGGCUCUGAAAAAGCAAGAAAGCGAUUCCUCUACUAAGUUAAACAAGAAGACUGGCGGCCAAAUAGUAAAACAGGGGAGCGAUGAAUCCGCCAAAGUAAAGAAAAACAGCACAGAAAAAGCUGAAUUGGUAAAAGUUAGUGACGAAAAGCUGGUGCAAAAAAAGGAGAGUGACGAAUCUGCAAAGGUUAGAAAGCGACGAGAUGAAGAUGAGGCAGCAAAGCUCAACAAAUUGAAAGAACUGGUUAAUAAGAAGAAAGAAAUGCAAGCGAGAAAGGAAGAUGGCGGGUCACCUGCUCCUGCAAAGACUCCGAAAGAAAGACAGUCACUUAUGUUGCCGCCGAAAGUUGCUAGACCAGGAUUCAAUUUAAGAAAGAAAAGGUCAAAGGAAGGUUUACGAAAUGAUAGGACGAUGGAGGAACGCCAGAGAAAACCAAGGGUUCGCCCAUCAGAGCAAAGCUCUAGGAGGGAGAAACGUCAAGCACAAAGGAAGCCAGACCAGAUCUCCAGCAGGGAGAAACGAGCACAAAAGAAGCUAAGUGGACCUUUCUAUGAUGAUAUGAAAACGGGCAUUGCCCUGGGCACAGGAGAGGAUACAGAAUCCAAACGGGGGCGGAGAAAGAGCUUUUUCAGAGAAAAAUUCUCUCGGGAAAAGCUAGCAGAUCGAUCUAAGAAGGUCAAGAAAAAGGCAGCAGCCACAUUGGCUACUCAAGCUGAGGAAACACAAGAGGAGUUCUCUAGGAGGUCGAUACGAGCAAGGAGAGCAUCUAGCAACUCAAGGCGAGAAAGACUGAAGAGGCAACUUUGGAGCAGAGAAGUAAUGAAAAAGGGAGAAAGUCGAGAGCUCCCGAAAGUGGAGAUUCCCGAAAUGUACAGAAAAAAGCCCCAGAAAAAACCUCAAGAGCCUGUCCCAUCGAAAGAGGGAGAAGGAUCUUCGGACUCAGCUAUUGAUUACUGGAUUUACCCGGACGGAAAACCGAAAAAACGUUUCGAAAUUUCCGAAAUUCCGUCAGAAGGAGAGGAAAAUUACGGCGAUGGAAAACUACCGCCUGGUUUAGCACAGCCACCACCAAAAAUGCCUUCUACGAUGGCUAAUCUUAAUCAGAAACCUCAGAUGGGAUCCAAUAAUGGGUCUAAUUUGCCGAAAAAGCCAGGUUACACCCCAGAGGUUUAUGGAGUUGCUGAUCGUCCUCAACAACAACGUCCUCCCACGCAGAUGAGGACUCUUUCUCAAGAAAAGCUGCUUUCAAAACAAGCCAUGCUCGAAAUUAUGACAUACAUCCUCACGAUCAGCAUGUGGGCAAUGGGACUCAAACUUGUAUGA